This is a messenger RNA of Diatraea saccharalis (sugarcane borer), 810 nucleotides long. Lineage: Eukaryota; Metazoa; Arthropoda; Insecta; Lepidoptera; Crambidae. The record is from the annotation of a GenBank genome assembly.
AUGUUUGGAAAAGGUAAACCCCCGGAUUUCCUGGCUUUCUCGAUUACUGUACUGAUGAUGAUGGUGUUAGUCGCUGGCGUGAAGAAGUCGCUGUUUUUCAAUAACGUGCUGAACGCGAUCAACCUCAGCGUGUGGGUUUUCAUAAUGGCCGCUGGUUUGUUCUACGUCAACAUUCACAAUUGGACUGACCAUAGAGGAUUUCUACCUUACGGCUGGAGCGGGGUAUUCAGUGGGGCCGCAACGUGUUUCUACGCAUUUAUCGGUUUCGACAUCAUCGCUACUACCGGUGAAGAAGCUAACAAUCCCAAACGGUCCAUUCCUCUUGCCAUCGUAUUGAGUCUCGCCAUCAUUCUCAUAGCUUACCUCUUCAUCGGUAAAAUAAAUUUAAGGUCCAAGUGUAGUUCAAAAAUUGAUUUCAGUUUGACGUUAUGCCAUAAUCUGCAGGCCAAUUCUGUAAUAUUUACGUAAUAAACACAUCUCAAUAGAAUUUCGACGACUUUCAUUUUGUCCUUGUACUAUUAUCUACCGAUAAUACAUGGCAAAAUGCAAAUGGUCGAGAUUCUACUGAGAUGCGAUUAUUUGUUGGAGGUUUUGUGAGCCGGCUCUUUGUCGACAGUGCCGUACGAUCAAGUGGAUACCGACUCCGCACUGGUACAGAUGUUUUCCUACGUGAAUGCUCCAACGUGCAAGUACAUCGUAGCGUUGGGCGCGUUAGCUGGCCUCACUGUGUCUAUGUUCGGCUCCAUGUUCCCGAUGCCGCGUGUGGUCUACGCCAUGGCUUUGGACGGACUCAUCUUCAAGUUAGUAUAA